UUUUUUUACCCUUUCUUUCUUUUCUCCUCCAACUCUUUCUUUGCCCGCUGCAAACAACCAGAUCCUUCAGCCGCCGUCCACCACCGCCCCAACCCUUCCAACGCCACCCAUCAACUUCCCCCCUAACUCCGCAGUUCUCAAGAAAUCGAAAAAGAUGAUUUUGAGGUUCCAAUUUCACAACUCAAGCUCUGGAUAUGAAUCCACAAGCUUCUUCUUUUGACCUCUGCAACUGAGCUUCCAUCAUCCAAACACUCUCAAACCCACCACAUGGUCUGAACCCACAAUCUCAAAACUUUCAAAACCCCCCUCAAAACCCUAAUCUUCAUUCAGAUUCUAAGCUUCAGGGGACUGGGUUUGUCAUAUAAAUUAGAAGAGAAAGAUUGAAGAUGACCCAACAACAACAACAACAACAACCAUCAGUGAUCCUUGCAACCGCUAGCUAUGAUCACACAAUUCGAUUCUGGGAGGCGAAAAGCGGCCGGUGCUAUCGAACUAUCCAAUACCCAGAAUCGCAAGUUAAUCGGCUCGAAAUAACCCCUGAUAAAAGGUACCUGGCUGCAGCUGGAAAUCCCCAUAUUCGAUUAUUUGAUGUUAAUUCAAACAGCCCUCAGCCGGUGAUGAGCUACGAUUCACAUACUAAUAAUGUUAUGGCAGUGGGGUUUCAAUGUGAUGGAAAUUGGAUGUAUUCUGGCUCUGAAGAUGGCACUGUAAAGAUUUGGGACUUGAGGGCUCCAGGUUGUCAGAGGGAAUAUGAAAGCCGUGCAGCUGUCAACACUGUUGUUUUGCACCCAAAUCAGACUGAGCUGAUAUCAGGGGACCAAAAUGGAAAUAUUCGUGUGUGGGAUUUGACAGCAAAUUCAUGCAGCUGUGAGUUGGUACCAGAGGUUGAUACAGCUGUGAGGUCUCUAACAGUGAUGUGGGACGGGAGCUUGGUUGUUGCGGCAAACAAUCGUGGAACAUGUUAUGUGUGGCGCUUGUUGCAAGGGACGCAGACCAUGACCAAUUUUGAGCCGCUUCAUAAGUUACAAGCACAUGAUGGCUACAUCCUGAAAUGUCUUCUCUCACCCGAGUUUUGUGAGCCCAACCGGUAUCUGGCCACAGCAUCUGCUGACAAUACGGUUAAAAUAUGGAAUGUAAGCGGUUUUACCUUGGAGAAAACUCUAAGAGGACAUCAACGCUGGGUCUGGGACUGUGUUUUCUCUGUGGAUGGUGCUUAUCUCAUCACAGCUUCUUCUGAUACAACGGCAAGACUUUGGUCCAUGUCAACUGGUGAAGGUAUUAGAGUGUAUCAGGGGCAUCACAAAGCAACCAUUUGUUGUGCUCUCCAUGAUGGAGCUGAGCCUUCUGCUACCUGAUUAUGGAAUUCAGCUUUCAACAUCUUGUAUGCAGGCUUCUCGAUUAAACAAUGCUGUCAAGGAUGACAAAACUUUUUUCUCUUAUGCCAGUGAUAGAGGAGGCUCAGAUAUCAACCUGGACAAAGUGGAACAAGUUGGAAGUUUGAUAUAUUCGGUAUUUUUUUUAUCGUUUUGUUUUCAUUCUCAGAUGUUCAUAUUUUUUCCGGAAUUUUGGAGAUGAGAAAUGAUAGAUUUGUAAUAACAGAUUUGUUUAGUAUCAUGUUUAUUUCCUCUGAAUUUAUGAUACUGAAUAAGACCAUUUGAAUUUGUCCA
This is a messenger RNA of Camellia sinensis, 1667 nucleotides long. RefSeq names its product target of rapamycin complex subunit LST8. Gene Ontology annotation, molecular function: protein binding. Gene Ontology annotation, biological process: TOR signaling; regulation of actin cytoskeleton organization. NCBI's taxonomy places the organism in Eukaryota, Viridiplantae, Streptophyta, Magnoliopsida, Ericales, Theaceae. The record is from RefSeq and is a predicted model, not a curated record. Gene Ontology annotation, cellular component: TORC1 complex; TORC2 complex.